Molecule: messenger RNA, 2964 nt
Organism: Ananas comosus (pineapple)
Lineage: Eukaryota; Viridiplantae; Streptophyta; Magnoliopsida; Poales; Bromeliaceae
Exons: 3
Coding region: 280-2670 (796 amino acids)
Source: RefSeq, a predicted model, not a curated record
CUGAUCUCUUUCUCCUCCACUUCUUUUUCCCUCUACAUAUAUCUACACUCCCUUCUCUCCUUCUUCUAGACUCUUUCUUCUUCCAUUCCCAUUCAUUCCUUUAUUCUCUCUCUCUCUCUCUCUCUCUAACCCUCUUGUACUGCAGCAUCGAGGGUCGGAUCGUAGGCCAUCAUCCUCGACAUCAUCCUGGUCUCAAAAAAUAUCAUUAUAGACGGGUUGCGUUGAGUCAGCGUGCGGCUAGCUGUAAUUCUGAAACCGAUUGUCGGCACCGCGUUAUAGAUGACGCAAUCCGGCAACUGUACGACUCUCUUGCAGUACAGGGCGGGCGGCACCGCCCUCGACGCUCUGAUGGUGGUGGUGUCGGUGAUCAUGGGCCUCCUCGCAGUUCUCCUCCUGGUCCGUGGCUUCCUCGGCCGCCUCUCUGGAGCCGCCGCCAGUGCUACUCCCACCGUCCGCUACUUCCUCUGGGUCGUCUUCGCCCUCUUCCUCCCUCUCACGUCGUACAUGUUCUCCGAGGUGAAGAACUCGGGCGAAGUCCUCCGUCCGCAGCUCAUCCUGCUGUGGAUGAUCCUGGCCGAGAUCCUCCGCAAGAAGCUCGAAGGCGUCAGCACGAUAAACGACUCCCCUCUGCAGGGCGUCAACAAGCAGUCGACGUGGGAUGCCGUCGACCAGAUCGUGCGCAUCGCAUGGCUCGGCUACCUGAUCUACACGUACGCAAUCAAAUGGGUACUCGUCGCCCUCUGGGCUUUCAGCAUCGUCAAGGUCGCGCAGAGAGUCGCUGCCGUCGAGUUCGCCAAAUGCUCCUUCGCCUUGGGGAAAAGCCCGCACCUCAUCGCCGGUUACAUGCGCCAAUUGUCCGAAGAAGCAGCAGAACAACAACAACACGAAACAGCAGCAGCAACAGGAGGAGAAGUAGUAAAUAACGCAACGACGGCGAUGAAGGCAUGCAAGUACGUGAUCAUGGGAGAAGACAACGUGACGAGAAAGGUGGGCCCUCACGGCUACAGUCUCCCGCUCUCGGUUGCCGAAGAGAGGGAGAAGAUGGUGACCGUCGGCGACGUGUGGCAACUGGCUGCAAGCGGCGACACCCUUUUUGCCUCGCGGCGGCUGAAGCUCAAGGACCUCUGCCUCUCCUUCGCUCUUUAUAAGCUACUGCGGAGGAGGUUCGAGGAGUAUUCGUCCGCUGAGGCUGGCCGCCAUGAGUCCCUUCACUUCUUGCUGCGCGGCUUGCUCGGUGACGACAAUGACGACAGUCCCCGUGACAAGGGCGAGAGGGUCUUCCGUGUGAUUGAGGACGAGCUCAGCUUCCUCAGCGACUACUACUACUCCACGAUCCCCCUCAUGCUGUCGAAUCUCUGGUUCUUCCUCCUCAACUGCGCGCUCGUGUUCGUCAUCCCGCUCUUCUGCUCGAUCGUGAUCUUCGUCAGCAUCGUCAUUGGGCGCGAUGGCCUUAUCUGGUGCGUCUUCGAUCAGCUCAUCAAUAAAGAGGUGACAGUGUCCAUCCUGUAUUAUCCGACCAUCACGCUCUUCCUCAUCGCCACACUCUUCUCGCUGGAGCUGGUGGAGGUCGUCGUCUACGUGCUCUCCGACUGGGUCAUGGUCUCCCUCCUCUGCAUCUAUGCGAAGAAGCCGUCGUGGCGGCAAUUUGAGAUCGUCGGCUGGGCCCUGACCAUGCUGCGGAGGGUGAAGACCUACUUGAAUCGUGUCGAGUUCAAAUUCAACCAGCAUUCUAUCCUAGAACCGCGCGGUCGCACCCUGCGGAUCUUCUCGCAGCUCGUGCUGCGCCAGCGCUUCCUCCUCGUCCAGUCGACGCUCUUGAAGAUCGUGCUGCACCGCCGCUACCUCGGUGUGCGGUCGACGCCCGUCCCGAAGGAGGUGAAGGCGGUGAUCGCGAAGUAUCUCGUAGGCAACAGAGGCCGCGGCCCUGUGCUGCCCAUCGGAGAGUCCGUGCUGUGGCGGAACGGGGCCGCGAGAGAGGAGCUGCUGCAGGCUUGCAAGAGCGACGGCGCGGCGGAGACGAUCAUCGUCUGGCACAUCGCCACCUGCCUCUACGAGAUGAAGCACCCGUCGUCGCCGCCGUCGCAGCAGCAGCCUCAGCAGUCCGACGACCACGACAUGCAAGAGAACCGUAGGAUUGCCGAGACACUGUCCAAGUAUUGUGCGUACCUGGUGGCGCUCGCGCCGGAGCUGCUGCCCGACGACGCGGAGGCGACGGCGACCGUGUACAAGGCUGCGGUGAAGGAAAUUCAGGAUGCUAUAUUGAGACGGCGUGAUCAUAAAGCGGACAAUUUCGAGCGCGUGACGAGCAUGAAGAAGGCGAAUGGGACGGCGGCGGAGAGGGGAGCGAUGCUCGGGCACCAGCUGGUGGGGGACGAGCGGCUGGUGGAGGACGAGCUGCUGGACGAGCAGCUGGUGGGGGACGAGCGGCUGGAAGAGUGGCAGGUGUGGAAGUUGCUGGCGGAGCUGUGGACGGAGAUCGUGGUCUACAUUGCACCGUCGGACGACGUCAAGAGCCACGCGCAAGCGCUGGCACACGGCGGCGAGUUCAUCACCCACAUCUGGGCGUUGCUUACUCAUGGCGGCAUUCUCCGGUGGCCCGCCGCUGCCGACGAGAACGCUCCUCCUCCUCCUCCUCCUCCUGCUGCUGCUGAUGAUCAGUCUCCGGUGUGAUGAGUGUCCAACUGAUGAUCAGUUUAGCUAGGUCUCAUACUCUACUUAUAAUUACGUACGUGCAUGCAUGCAUUGUUUGCUCUCCUUUAAUUUAAGAUGUUUGAGUAGAUCGUGCUCGUUUAGGAACGCGCGUGUGUGGAUUGCAAUGACAUCUUCUUAUUAUUCUACAGGUUAUAGGCCUGGUUUGGAAUUAAUUAAUUAGGUCGCAAAAUUGACAUGGAUGUAUCUGCUGUUGUAAUUAAUUUGAAAGUUUCAAGAAAUAAAGGUACGUGCAUUGAUCAUAUAUAUUCUGAA